Nezara viridula (southern green stink bug) is the source of this 689-nucleotide messenger RNA. Lineage: Eukaryota; Metazoa; Arthropoda; Insecta; Hemiptera; Pentatomidae. The record is from the annotation of a GenBank genome assembly.
CUGGGGUGUCGAGAAUACUCUCCUCCAUUUUGCGGGUACUGUGCGAUCUACCACGAUUGUUGGCCUGGAGUGUUCGGGUCAUAUAUAUCUACUUAGUGUUAUUUCUGUUAUAGUUUUACGCUAUUAAUUUUUAUUAUAUUAAUCAGCCAUCAUGCCACCAAAGUUUGAUCCUAACGAAGUAAAAACAGUCUUCUUGAGGUGUGUUGGUGGUGAAGUUGGAGCCACAUCUUCUCUUGCUCCAAAGAUUGGUCCUCUUGGUCUGUCCCCUAAGAAAGUCGGUGAUGACAUUGCUAAAGCUACAGCAGAUUGGAAGGGUCUGAAAAUUACAGUUUGCCUUACUAUUCAAAACAGGCAAGCUGCUAUCUCAGUUGUACCAUCAGCGGCUUCUCUCAUCAUUAAAGCCCUGAAAGAACCACCAAGGGACAGGAAGAAAGUCAAAGGAGUAAAACAUAAUGGUAACCUCACCUUCGAUGAAAUUCUCACCAUUGCCAGGUCAAUGAGGCCAAGAUCUAUGUCUAGGAAAUUAGAGGGUACUAUUAAGGAAAUUCUCGGCACAUGCCAAUCUGUUGGUUGUACAGUUGAUGGUAAAACUCCUUCCGAAGUUAUCUGCCAAAUAAAUGAUGGAGAAAUAGAUGUAGCCGAUGAAUGAGUUAUCUGGGGGAUAAAUAAAUAUUUUUAUCAUCCUUUUU